AUGUGUUCGCUUUUUUGCUGCGUCAAUUUACCUCUCAGCACCGAUUCAAUUCUUUUUCAACUUCCGUUAUUGAUUGCGUAUGCUGAUGCUAGCAACGAAUUCAAGAUGAGCGAGCUCGCAAUCUAGAUUAAAGCAAUGAUCAGAAUACCAGGGUCUUCAGGUGGAUGAAAAAGAUAAUUUUACAGAGAUGGGAGGUUGCUGCUGUUGCUGUGCGUCUGAUGUAAAUGAGCGUAAUAGGUCACCUCCAUUUUUUCAUCAUCCAGUGUCUGAAGAACAUGAACCUUUAUCAUCGCAUAACGAAAUCUCUGCCUUCUCUACUGGGCUAUUGGUUGAUACAAAUCUAGACACAUCAGUUCCAGACACUUACAGACCACCUCCUGCGCCUAUACCUUAUGAAACAUAUAUAGGCCGCCCAUCUACACCCUCCAGGAAUCAAGAAGAAUCUGGACAUGAAACUGAAGUGGCUUUGGGCAUCACUAAUGUAGUGCGUGUAGAAGACAUAAAUCAUGGCAGCCCACUGGAAACUAAGGUGAAGAAACAACCUGAUAAUGAAGAGAAGGAUGUUGACCUAGAAGCAUCAAAAUUAAUGGAAGAUGAAAGUUCAGAUGAGCUUAAAAAGUCCAGCAAAGUUCUUGAUGCACCUAUAAUCGAUGAGGAUGAUUGUCCAAUUUGUCUUGAAGAAUAUGUUGAAGACAACCCAAAGAUCCUCACCAAAUGUGAUCAUCAUUUCCAUCUUGCUUGUAUACUUGAAUGGAUGGAAAGAAGUGAUAUCUGUCCUGUGUGUGAUAAGGAAAUGGUUAUCAGUCCUGCUGCAGGAGUUUAGUUGCUGUACAUACUGUAUUACGUUUUACCUACUGUGUGAUAAUAGACAAUGAAUGAACCUGCUCAGUCUGUUUGGCACAUCCUUAGCUUGUAGUUUGCUCAUUUUGUCUUGUGAAACGUCUGUAAAUUUGAUUCACUUUGGACCGUGAGAGGAUCUGAGGACUCGAGGAAAAGGGCAAAGGAAAAGGAAUGGGGGGAAGCUCAAGAAUUUUAAGUUGAAAGGUUUCGGGCAAAGUAGCCGGUAUAAUUUUUGAUACUUUUGCGCAUAUACUGCAAGGAAGUGAAGAAUAUAUUUGGUACUACUUGACUAUUUGUUGGAAGAGAAGAAGUGCUUUGUUAUCCAUUGCCUUUAACAUUGCUAUUGCUAUUGGUGCAAUGGCUUACUAAUCCUGCUGCAUCUGCUACCCAUGGUUGGUUCGUCUUUAGCAGGUUGGUAUCCUACACUCUGAUCAUUGUCCGUAUCAUGCACUGAAACUUCGAUCCCCCUUUUCACAAACAAUCAUCCAGGGUUGUCGUGGUGAAGGUUUUGUGUUCUAGUUAGAUGUAAACAACAUGAUUGCAUGGAUUCAUUUGUAUAGAAGAUACAUAUUUUGGACUGCAAUCUCAUACCUAAUUAGUUUGUGGAGUCCUUGCAACACCAGCUGUUUUUUGGAUGGAUUAGACAAAAGAUGUCUUAAAAUUCUUUCAAUAUAGUACCAUAACGAAUUGCUUUGA
Messenger RNA from Salvia hispanica, 1536 nucleotides. NCBI's taxonomy places the organism in Eukaryota, Viridiplantae, Streptophyta, Magnoliopsida, Lamiales, Lamiaceae. The record is from RefSeq and is a predicted model, not a curated record.